Messenger RNA from Papaver somniferum (opium poppy), 573 nucleotides. RefSeq lists its product as uncharacterized. The coding region runs from base 1 to 573 and encodes 190 amino acids. NCBI's taxonomy places the organism in Eukaryota, Viridiplantae, Streptophyta, Magnoliopsida, Ranunculales, Papaveraceae. The record is from RefSeq and is a predicted model, not a curated record. The transcript has 2 exons.
AUGAGUCCCUUCCAAUCACUUUAUGGAUAUCUACCUCCACACUUAGCUUUUCCUUCUUCUGCCACAACAUCUGUUGCUGCUAUUGAAGACUAUAUGAAACAGAGAGAUGAUGUCCUUGAUAUUUUGAAGGAUACUCUACAUAAAUCACAGGAGAGGAUGAAAUUCUUUGCUGACAAGACCAAAACUGAUAGUGUGCAAGCUUAUGUGGCUUUGAGAAGGAACCUCAAACUAGCAUCCAAAUAUUAUGGCCCUUUCACUAUUAUCCAGAAGGUUGGUGCAGCUGCUUACAAACUUCAAUUACCAGCAGAAGCCAGGAUCCACCCAGUCUUCCAUGUCUCUCAGCUCAAGAAACACAUUGGAAUCACUCACAUUCCAUCUCCUUCUCUACCUGUUCUAGAUACUGAUGGCUCCAUUUUGGUAAUUCCUGCUGCUGCCUUGGACUCUAGAACUAUAUUACGUAAUGGUUUUUAUGUUCCUCAAUUGCUCAUCAGGUGGACCAGUGCUUCUGUGGAAGAUGCUACAUGGAAAGAUGCAGCUCAUAUUGCCCAUCAUUUUCCUAAAUUCCAUCCUUGA